GGACAGUUUUGUGAUUAUUGCAAUGCUGCUGAUCCCAGUAAAGCUCACCCAGUAACCAAUGCAAUCGAUGGCACGGAGCGCUGGUGGCAAAGUCCUCCUCUUUCUAUGGGCUUGAAGUACAAUGAAGUCAACGUCACUUUAGAUCUGGGGCAGCUCUUCCAAGUUGCCUAUAUCCUUAUCAAGUUUGCAAAUUCUCCUCGUCCAGAUCUCUGGAUCUUAGAAAGAUCAGUGGAUUUUGGAAGAACUUACACUCCCUGGCAAUAUUUUGCUCACUCCAAAGCAGAUUGCUUCGAGCGGUUCGGAAAGGAAGCUAAUCUUCCGGUGAGGAGGGACAGCGAUGUCCUUUGCACCACAGAGUACUCUCGCAUUCUGCCUCUUGAAAAUGGAGAGAUUGUAGUGUCUUUGGUAAAUGGCCGCCCAGGAGCAAAAAACUUCACUUAUUCUCCUAGUCUUCGAGAAUUCACAAAAGCAACAAACAUCCGCCUUCAUUUUCUCAGAACUAAUACACUUCUUGGACACUUGAUAUCGAAAGCUCAACGAGACCCCACUGUAACCCGCAGAUAUUACUACAGUAUAAAGGACAUCAGUAUUGGUGGUCGAUGUGUUUGCCAUGGCCAUGCUGAAGUAUGUAAUGCAGAGAGUGUUGAAAACCAAUACCAGUUUCAGUGUGAAUGUCAACAUAACACUUGUGGGGAGACCUGUGAUCACUGCUGCCCUGGAUAUAAUCAGAAACAGUGGCAACCUGCAACAGCUGGGAGCACAAAUAUAUGUGAACCCUGCAAUUGCCAUGGACAUGCAACUGAUUGCUACUAUGAUCCUGAUGUUGAUCAGCGUCAAGAAAGCUUAAACAUCCAUGGGCAUUAUGAAGGUGGAGGAGUCUGCAUUAACUGCCAGCAUAACACAGCUGGUAUUAAUUGUGAGAAAUGUGCAAAAGGUUACUAUCGUCCUUACGGUGUUCCAGCGAGAGCUCCUGACGGCUGUAUACCCUGCAGUUGUAACUCGGAGCACGCAGAGGGCUGUGAGGAAGGGUCUGGCCGCUGCUUCUGUAAGCAGAAUUUCCAGGGAGAAAACUGUGAACGCUGUGCUGAUGGGUUCUAUGGUUAUCCAUUCUGUGUCUAUACUUCUGUAUAUCCUUUCACUUCUCCAAAUCCAAGAGAUGCUAUGGCUGGUGACAUAAUAGUGUGUGAAUGCAACUUGGCGGGUACCCAGCCUGAAAUCUGUGAUUUUCUUGGGAGGUGUCUUUGUCGCGCAGGGGUAACUGGACUUCAGUGUGACGACUGUCACCCUGGCCACCACUCAUUCCCUGCCUGUCAAGGUGUCAACAGUGAAUGUGACCCUUCAGGUAGCGUUGGUUCUCAUUCCGGCUAUUGUCAAUGUCUUCAGCACGUUGAAGGUCCUACCUGUAGUAAAUGCAAACCAUUGUACUGGAACCUGGCCAAAGAAAACCCCGAGGGAUGUACGGCAUGCCAGUGUGAUAUGAGUGGAACACUAAGUGGAGUCGGAGAAUGUCAGCAGGAAAAUGGGCAUUGUUACUGCAAAGCUAAUGUUUGUGGAGAUUCCUGUGACACUUGUGAAGCUGGUUAUUAUGCUCUUGAAAACAAGAAUUAUUUUGGCUGCCGAGGCUGCCUGUGUGAUGUUGGAGGAUCCCUCAGCCCAGCAUGUGCCGAGCCCUGGGGUGGCUGCCGGUGCAGGGCACAUGUCGUGGGGACGGCCUGUCAGGAGCCUGAAAAAAAUUAUUUUUUCCCUGAUUUGCACCACAUGAAGUUUGAGAUUGAAGACGGUACUACUGUCAAGGGAAGAGAAAUUCGUUUUGGCUAUGAUCCUCAGGAAUUUCCUAGCUUCAGUUGGAGAGGAUAUGCCCGGAUGUCCUCUAUACAAAAUGAAGUGAGGAUAACUUUGAAUGUGGAAAAAUCAAACCUCUACUUAUUUCGUAUUAUCCUGAGGUAUAUUAACCCUGGAGGGGAAACAUUGUCUGGUCGCAUAUCUGCUUGGCAAUCUCGGCCUGAAACAGGGGCUGCUCAGAGCAAAGAGUUUGUCUUCCCACCCAGCAAGGAGCCAGCUUUUGUCACAAUCCCAGGAAAAAGCUCCACAGAGCCUUUCACACUGGUUCCAGGCACGUGGACUGUCAGUAUAAUGGCAGAGGAAGUCCUCUUGGAUUAUAUGGUGCUGUUACCUAGUGAUUACUACGAAGCAUCCAUCUUGCAGAUACAAGUUACAGAGCCUUGCACCUAUUCAGGACGUGCUUCAACAGAGCACUGCUUGCUUUAUCAGCAUUUGCCAUUGGGCAGAUUUUCCUGUGUCCUCGGUUCAGAGGCAGCGUAUUUCAGACACGGGGGAGAAUACAGAAGAAUACCUGUGCGACAGCCAACUCCUGAUCAACCAGUGAUGACCCAUAUCAGUGGAAGAGAGGUCAAUUUACAGAUGACCAUAAAUGUUCCGCAAGUCGGUCGCUAUGUUCUGGUUUUUGAAUAUGCCAAUGAAGAGGAUCAGUUAUACACUGCUGAGGUAAUAAUACAUAGCCCUGGACCUGUCACUGAAGGCAGAGUGAGAAUAUAUAGUUGUAAAUACAGUUUCCUUUGUCGCAGCAUUGUAGUUGACAACAGGAAUCGCAUUGCAGCCUAUGACCUUCUAGCAGAUACAAAGAUACAUCUUAAGGCAUCAUCAAUUAAUUUUCUUCUGCAUAAGGUUUGUAUUAUACCAGCUGAAGAAUUUUCUCCAGAAUAUGUGGAUCCUAAAGUACAGUGCAUAGCUGCUUACAGGAGUACCCGUGAUAGAAGUGCAACAUGCAUUCCUUCAGUGUAUGAAACUCCACCAGCAGCUUUGGUUUUGGAUGCAUUCAAGGAUGGGAAAAUUUCCGAAGUACGGAGAAAUAUACUCGAUGACCCACUGAGUGCCCCUUUACCUUCUGACUCAGUUAAUGGAGUUACCUUGUCUCCGUUACAGAAUCAGAUUACCUUGAGUGGCAGAGUGCCCCGCUUGGGCAGAUACGUAUUUGUGGUACAUUUUUAUCAGCCAGCACACCUGGUGUUCCCUGUGCAAGUGCAGGUGGAUGGGGGACAUGUGUGGUCAGGUUCUUUCAAUGCUUCAUUCUGCCCUCAUACCUCUGGCUGUCGGGAUCAGGUGAUUGCGGAAAACCAAAUUGAACUUGACAUUUCUGAACCUGAGGUCUCUGUUACAGUGAUGAUACCUGAUGGAAGAAUUCUUGUUCUGGAAAAUAUCUUAGUUGUUCCAGCAGACACCUACAGUUACAAAAUUCUUGACAAAAAGACAGUGGACAAGUCAUUUGAUUUUAUCAGCCAAUGUGGAGGAAACAGUUUUUAUAUUGACCCAGAAGGAUCAUCAACCUUUUGUAAGAACUCUGCAAGGUCACUAGUGGCUUUCUACAACAACGGAGCCCUGCCAUGUAAUUGCCAUAGCGCAGGUGCCACAAGCCCUACUUGCAGCCCCCUGGGAGGACAGUGUAUUUGCAGACCUAAUGUCAUCGGUCGUCAAUGCAGCCGAUGCCAAACUGGCUACUAUGGAUUCCCGUUCUGCAAGUUAUGCAACUGUGGGCAGCGUCUUUGUGAUGACAUGACCGGUAAAUGCAUUUGCCCUCCACGAACUGUGAAACCAACUUGUGAAGUGUGUGAGAGACAUUACUUCAGCUAUCACCCUCUUGCUGGCUGCGAGAGCUGCAACUGUUCGGAAAGAGGAGUCGUUAAUGCGGCAAGCCCAGAAUGUGAAAAAACCAACGGGCAAUGCAAAUGCAAACCAGGAAUAAAAGGACGGCAGUGUGAUCACUGUGCUCCUGGUACUUACGGUUUCCCGAACUGCAUGCCAUGUAACUGUAACAGAGAUGGAACAGAACCAGAUGUUUGCGAUCCCCAGACAGGAAUUUGUCUCUGCAAGGAGAAUGUUGAAGGUGCAGAAUGUGAUACUUGCCGACCAGGAUCCUUUUAUCUGGACCCUUCUAAUCCCAGGGGAUGCACCUCUUGCUUUUGUUUUGGGGCAACCAGCGACUGUCGCAGCACAAAUCGUCGUAGAACCAAGUUUGUAGACAUGAGGGACUGGCGCUUGGAGGCAGUGGAUGACAAUAUUGACAUUCCAGUCACUUUCAAUCCAGUCAGUAACAGUGUAGUGGCUGAUGUUCAGGAAUUGCCUGCUUCAGUGCAUGGUUUGUACUGGAAAGCACCACCGUCUUACCUGGGAGAGAAGCUUUCUUCAUAUGGUGGCUUCCUAAGUUACCAGGUGAAAUCUUUUGGCUUGCCUAGUGAGGGCAUGGUUCUUCUGGAUAAGAGACCUGAUAUACAACUAACAGGCCAGCACAUGAAAGUUGUUUAUAUGGAUCCCAACAACCCACUGCCUGACCGUCAAUAUUAUGGCCGUGUGCAGCUAGUUGAGGGAAACUUCAGGCAUGCCAGCAGCAAUAACCUUGUAUCCAGAGAAGAACUGAUGAUAAUCCUGUCUAGACUAGAUGGCUUACACAUCAGAGGCCUUUACUUCACGGAGACUCAGCGAUUAACCCUUGGUGAAGUUGGGCUGGAAGAAGCCACCAGCGCAGGAAGCAGCAGCAUUGCAUACAGCGUAGAGACGUGCUCCUGCCCUCCGGAGUACACUGGUGACUCAUGUCAGGAAUGUGGCCUUGGAUUUUAUCGUGAGAAUAAAGGAUUAUUUACUGGACGCUGUGUUCCCUGCAACUGCAAUGGGAAUUCAAAUAGGUGUCAAGAUGGUACUGGAAGAUGUAUUAACUGUCAGUAUAAUACUGCCGGGGAGAAAUGUGAGCGCUGUAAAGAUGGUUAUUUUGGAGAUGCCACUCAAGGUUCCUGCCGGGUGUGUCCUUGCCCGUAUACAAACAGAUUUGCAACUGGCUGUGUGGCAAAUGGUGAAGAAAUUCAGUGUCUCUGCAAAGAAGGCUAUACCGGAGUUCGUUGUGAACGUUGUGCUCCAGGAUAUUUUGGAAAUCCACAAAAAUAUGGAGGCUACUGUCAGAAAUGUAAUUGUAAUAAUAAUGGACAGCUGGCUAGCUGUGACCACCUGACUGGAG
Molecule: messenger RNA, 5023 nt
Organism: Cariama cristata (Red-legged seriema)
Lineage: Eukaryota; Metazoa; Chordata; Aves; Cariamiformes; Cariamidae
Gene: LAMA3
Product: laminin, alpha 3
Exons: 40
Source: RefSeq, a predicted model, not a curated record